Penicillium soppii is the source of this 1893-nucleotide messenger RNA. RefSeq lists its product as uncharacterized. The transcript is spliced from 2 exons. The record is from RefSeq and is a predicted model, not a curated record. The coding region runs from base 1 to 1893 and encodes 630 amino acids. Lineage: Eukaryota; Fungi; Ascomycota; Eurotiomycetes; Eurotiales; Aspergillaceae.
AUGUCGUAUUACGACGACCGCUACUAUCAACCCCGCGACCGCUAUACGCGCCCAACCAGUUACGCUGAUCCGUACGAUGAGCCUCGUGGGCGCUAUGCAAGGAACGACCGGGACUACGUACCCCGCGGCUCCGACUCGGUUGAAGAAGUACAGCGCGAAUAUCCACCAGGCUCAGACUUUGUCUACGAGCGCACAUACACUCGGCGACCAAGACGACCAGUCUACGAGAAUGUGCGCCGCGCUUCUUCCGUCAGCGGAUACGAUCCUCACAACGAUGCUGCAUACACACGCUCCCGCCCUCGCCGGACCAGACAACCCGAGGACAGACGUGCCCGUCGCGCCAGAUAUGACUCUGAUACAUCCCCAAGUAUCUCUCCACCCCGCCACAGACGCAAAAAGUCAUUCAGCGAGCAAGCCCUAGGCGCCUUAGGCCUGGGCGGUGCCGCAGCCAGCUCCAGCCAUAGAGAGCGUGGACGCGACCGCUCCCGUUCCCGCCAUCGCAACAGAUCUUACUCGCGCUCGCCAUCUGAUUCCCGCAGCCGCAGCCGCCACCGCAGCAGCAAACGUGACAAAAGCGAGCAGCGCAUUAUACAGGCCGCUCGCGCUGCUUUAACAGCUGGUGCCGUGGAAGCCUUCAAACAGCGCAAAGAGCCGGGAGAAUGGACCGGCACGAAAGGCAAGCGCAUUCUCACUGCCGCUGUCGCAGCCGGCGGCACAGAUGGUCUUGUCGAUAAAGAUCCCAGCAAGCAUGGCACGCGCCACGUUGUCGAGUCUACCCUUGCCGGUCUAGCAGCCAGCCAUUUGAUGGGUGGCAAAUCCCGCUCGAAAUCUCGUGGUGGUAAUUCGGCAGCCAAUGGUUUAAAAACUCUCGCUGCUACGGGCGCCCUCACUGCUGCCGGAAAGGAAAUCUUUGACCGUGUCUCGCGGUCACGGUCUCGGCCUCGCGGCCGUAAUGAUUCCCGCAGUGAUGAUGAUCGUGCUAGCGGUUCUCGAAAACGCAGCAAGAGCGUCCAUGACUACAUCACCAAGGGCAUGGCUGCAUUAGGGCUGGGCGAACAAGAUGAUCGCCAUCGCGAUUCCAGCCCGCGCAGAGAUAGCCGCGACGACCGGAGCCGGGAUAGCAGGGAUGACCGACGUGAGCAUCGAGGAUAUGGACAGCAUCGCGGAGAGCGGGAACACCGAGAUGGUCGACAGCGGACCCGGCGACGUGACGAUUCGGACUCGGAUUCAGAUUCAGACGACUAUUACAGGGACUCGAGACGAGGCAGAGGUUCGAGAGAUGUAGGUCGAAACCGUUCAUUGGACGGUGGAAAUUUCCCCCCCUAUGGUUCUGCGCGGAGUGCUCCGCGCGAAGCUGAAAACUGCAAGGACUGCGAGAAGGGCGAAAGUGAUUCUGACUUGGGCGACAGUUCUGAUGAGAAGAAGAAGCGCAAGAAGCUGAAGCGGGAUAUGUUGUUGACUGGUGGGCUGGCUAGCGUUGCGACGAUCCAUGCUGCGCAUAACUUGUACGGUAGUAUGGAGAAGAGGAAGAAGCGGAUGCAGCAAUUGAAAGAAGGAGAGAUUACCCCUGAACAGGCCCGCAAGCUUCGCAUGAAGGCUAAUACUAUGGACGCGGUGAGUCUUGGUCUUGCGGCGUUGGGCAUUAAGGGUGCUUAUGGGGAGUGGCAGGAGGUGCUUGAGAAGAAAAAGGAGACCCGUCAUUUCAAGGAAGUGUGUGCUCAUCGGGCUGUUAAGAGGGAGAUGCAAAGAGCGAAGAGUCAGAGUGCGCCGAGGAACCGGUGGCCCGAUGAAAUUGAGGAUGCUUCUUCGCAUGAUACUGGGAGGGAUCGUCCGGUUUAUCGUGAUGGCAAUCCUUACGGGAAUACCUACGGGACUCCACAGAUUUCUUACUAG